UUGCAUGACUUUUUAUUAAUUUAAAGACCAGUAUUUAUUUCUUUAUGUUGAAACUUUUUUGUGUGGAACGUUUUUCUUGUAACUGACCGAAAAGUUUUUUUAAAGUUUGAAUCGUGAAGUUGGCUGUCGUCAGGAAGAACUAGUAUUUUUGAUAUCUUCUUAAGAAGAAAAAUGAGCUAAAGAACAAAACCAGCUUCUCCGACCUACUACAAACAUAAAAAUAAAUAAGAAAGAAAAUUAUGACGCCAUAAUUGCCAACAGAACUACGAUUACUGAAACACUAUGAAACACAAUAAAAUCGAUGUAAAAAUAAAACAUCAGCUAUUAAAACAAUAUGAUUAUAACAGAUACAACUGGUUUAUGAUGCCAAGUUAAGAAUAGAAAAAAAUAUGCCAGCCGUAGAAUGGACGAGCAACGACACAAAUCUUACUGGCUUCGAAAAUACAAACGUCACCGAUCUUAUAGAAAACAAGGCAGUUCAAGCAUUAUUUUGUACGGCAUACGCCAUAAUAUUUGUUGUAGGAAUCUUCGGCAAUGCCCUAGUAUGUUACGCAGUGAUCAGGAACCGAGCUAUGCAAACCGUCACUAAUCUUUUCAUCACGAACCUCGCGUUAUCCGAUAUACUCUUAUGCGUAUUUGCUGUACCAUUUACUCCUCUUUACACGUUUCUUGGCAGAUGGGUGUUUGGCGGUCUGCUAUGCCAUAUCAUGCCUUAUGCCCAAGGCUGCAGCAUCUACAUUUCCACUUUAACCCUAACUUCGAUAGCUAUAGAUAGAUACUUCGUCAUCAUUUAUCCAUUCAAACCUCGGAUGAAAAUUAAAACCUGUAUCGGGCUUAUUGUCUUCAUUUGGAUUUUUGCGUUGUCAGUCACAUUCCCUUACGGCUAUUAUAUGGCUCUUCAAGACAUUUACUGCGACGAGCAAUGGCCGUCAGAUCAAAUUCAUAAGGCGUUUGGUGCUGUCACGACUAUCAUGCAAUUUGUUGUUCCUUUCAUAGUUAUGGCCUUCUGUUACACCUGUGUUAGUGUCAAACUAAAUGAUAGAUUAAAAUCAAGACCAGGCAGUAAAAACAGUAAGAAAGAAGACGCAGAGAGAGAAAGGAAGAGAAGAACAAAUAGAAUGCUUAUAGCAAUGGUAGCUAUAUUCGGAUUUUCUUGGCUGCCUCUGAACUUGAUUAAUAUAAGCAGUGACUUUUAUUCCUUGACUGAAACGUGGACGUAUUACAUGGUGAUAUUUUUCACAGCUCACUUCAUAGCAAUGUCUUCCACUUGCUAUAAUCCGUUUUUGUAUGCAUGGCUCAAUGAGAAUUUCCGGAAGGAAUUUAAGCAAAUACUCCCGUGCUUAGGAGCGUUUGUAACGAAGAGUAAAAGGAAAUGUAAUCAAUCAGAAAGAACCGGAGCUUUUCGCUCAGAAAAGACUUGUAAUGGAAACGAUACAAUUCAGGAGUCACUUUUAACGUCAACUGUAAAUAAAAUGCCUUCCGUUAGAUAUAAAAUUGAAUUCAAUGAGAAGCUUAAACCAUUUGAAGAUGAGGAAGCAGACAAUAUCAGUCCUGAUGACAAGCCUGAGGGCAAUCCAAGUCCUAAUGAAGACUGCUUAAAUAUGUACAUGUUGGCGGAUAAAUCAGUAACUACAUCGGAUAAAGAGCCAAUUGUUUCGGUGUUGUAGUUGUAAUGAAAACCAGACUCACAGCCACCAACCUCGCUUCAUUACCAGUAUUACCAGUAAUAUGUCUAACUUUUCCAAAAAAAAAACACUACGAGAAAUAUUAAUUAAAAAUCUUCAUUUUGAAUUGAAAUAAGUUUGGACGGAUCUAAUAUUAUUCUCAUAUGAGAAUAUUUAUGAAAAAAUCUAUGUAUUUAUUUAUUUGGAUAUGUACUCGUUUUGUACUAAUUUUUCUUAUCAUUAAUGUACAUUUUUUUAUUGACCUUCAUGAUAAUUAAUCACAUAAAUUUAUUAAUUUGUGUACAUUAAAUUUGUUAAUACAAAAAAUAUAUGUAGUGUUUAUAAAUAUUAAAAUAUUCAUUGUCAACAUGUAAAAAUCACAAAUAUAACUAUUUAGUAUACGAAAUGUAAAUCUAAUUAAUAGCUAUAAAGUAUUUAAAACAUGUAAAUAAUUUUAAUAGUGUAAAUAUAUUUUAAAAAAAGUAUUUACGUCAAUUAUAGUUCCAUGGGAACUCUGAGCCCAUUGUCGAAAGUACUUUUUUAUGUAGACGACAUUGUAAUAAUUAUAAGCGUAUUAUUUUUGUAAUUGUAAAAUAAUUGUACAUAAAUGAUGCAAUGCCUUGUAAUUAACGUCAAUGGAAAAAAUGUGUGCAAUUUGCUGUCGUUAUAUCAAUAAAAGUAUGCCAACGGUA
Amyelois transitella is the source of this 2356-nucleotide messenger RNA. RefSeq names its product prolactin-releasing peptide receptor (gene NGR-A10). Gene Ontology annotation, cellular component: neuron projection; plasma membrane. Gene Ontology annotation, molecular function: neuropeptide Y receptor activity; neuropeptide binding. Lineage: Eukaryota; Metazoa; Arthropoda; Insecta; Lepidoptera; Pyralidae. Gene Ontology annotation, biological process: G protein-coupled receptor signaling pathway. Bases 390 to 1667 code for a protein of 425 amino acids. The record is from RefSeq and is a predicted model, not a curated record. The transcript is spliced from 3 exons.